UUCGGAAUAUAUUGAACAGAACAAUUACAAAAAAUCAUACUAAUAUAAAAUGGGCUCUAAAUUUCAUUUUAAUAUAAGUCAUAAAGAUAUUCUCGGGUAUUUCGCUGAGUUAUGUGGAUAGGAGAGUGAGACUGGUGGUAUGUUAGUACUUACAAAAUCGGCACUUAUUUUGACGCUGUUCUGUGAGACAACGGAUCUAUCAGCCACGAUAAAUGCAGGGGCAAGGGCCAGCAGGGGUAGCUUCAGCCACAAUCCCUGUCAUCUCAAGUUUUUGACAACUUUCAUCCCCUAUCUAUCCUGUCCUUCAUUUUAAUCGUUAACUCGAUUUUUCUAUUCUUCUACAUUUUUCAAUACCAUGGCUCGCCAAAGAGGUUCGGUGAAGUCCCCUUCCACUAAGAAGAAGGAUACCGGCCCGCCGGCCCCCUUUAAGAGGCCCCCUGAGGUCCUGCAGCCUUUCAUCGAGACGCUUGAUGAGAAGUGCGUAUAUAUCACACACAUCGACAGCCACCAGCGGGACUUCAAGCGCAAGAUCUUUAUUGUCCCCGUGCUCAUGAACAUUGCCCUAACAGCCGCCCUGCUAUAUCGUAUAUGGUAUAUUGCGCCUUACUACCUACGGAUCUUCGUCUCUAUUCUAGGUUAUUUCAAUGAGACCACCAUGGUUGUCGAUGAGAUGGAGUGGAACGAGAUCAUCCCCGAGGUCGCCAAGCGCGCCUUCUCUUUCAUGCUGGACUUUCUGCUUUUCGUUUUUGUCUGGUCCUGGCCUAUCGAUUUUGUCAUAGGUAACGAGCAUGGAAGCCCUGUCAUGUGGCGGUGGAACGUGGGGUUCAGAAACCAAGAGGUUGUCGUGCGAAGGAGUAGGAAGUGGGUCGAAGCUGCUGGCGACUUAGUCAACGAUGAAGGGGCGAGAAGCCUCUUUAUGUCGCGUAUCAGUAUAGCGACAGAACCCAUGCUUAUCAACGAAAAGACGGGCUAUCUUCUUAUGACUGCUGACUGGGACCUGGACUGGGCCGCCAUGGUUGACGCUACUAUGAUGGUGGACGAGAAGAUGGCCGCAAUUGAAGCAUUUAAGACAGUCAUCCUGCUUUUCCACGAGGAUUACGGAUGGCUCUCUGUGGACACGGCAGUUGGUGAGAAUGACGAGGGAGACGAUAGGAGACGUCAGGUUUUCGCAUUCCGAGAUGCUCUUGCUGCUGUUGGCAAGGAAGCUCUAUUUUAUCGCUGGAUCGAGAUAAUACAAUUUGAAUCAACAAGGCCUGGUGGUUUCACGCCAGAUAGACAGGAAAAAACUGCGCAAGAAAUCAGAGAUUUGUUCAUCAAGGAGGGCAUCGACUUUGAUAAAUUCUGGGAGGAGAGUGUGGGCCAGAGUGGUCCAGCUACUCCCGGGAUGUAAUUGAUAUAGAUAGAAAUGUAGACGGGAGGGUUUAGAAUAGAUAUAUAUACUACUAUGCACAUUAUGCAGGUAUUCGGUUUAGUUUAAGAUCUGCCAAUAAGUUCAUCAAUGC
This is a messenger RNA of Daldinia vernicosa, 1502 nucleotides long. RefSeq lists its product as uncharacterized. The record is from RefSeq and is a predicted model, not a curated record. NCBI's taxonomy places the organism in Eukaryota, Fungi, Ascomycota, Sordariomycetes, Xylariales, Hypoxylaceae. The transcript has a single exon. The coding region runs from base 356 to 1390 and encodes 344 amino acids.